This is a messenger RNA of Arabidopsis thaliana (thale cress), 147 nucleotides long. RefSeq lists its product as uncharacterized. The transcript has a single exon. The coding region runs from base 1 to 147 and encodes 48 amino acids. Lineage: Eukaryota; Viridiplantae; Streptophyta; Magnoliopsida; Brassicales; Brassicaceae. The record is from RefSeq and is marked reviewed.
AUGCUUCAAAGGACGUGUCUAACGAUACGUAUGAGGACACGUGUUAUCCCACCAACCUCCAUCGCACAAAGAGCUCAACUCCGGUCAAUUGAUCAUCGCCGGAAAACUUAUCCUAACAAUGAAAUUUUGUUUUUGCUCACCGGGUAA